AUGGGCAACAAUCACACCACCCUGGACGACAUCCUGGCUGAGGACAUGCACCACUGGUACAACAAGUUCAUGAGGGAGUCUCCAUCGGGCCUGAUCACGCUGUUUGAGCUGAAGUCCAUCCUCGGGCUGCAGGGAAUGCCUGAGGAUGCUAAUGCUUAUGUGGACCAGGUCUUCCACACGUUUGACAUGGAUGGGGAUGGAUACAUAAACUUUGUGGAAUACAUCGCUGCAAUCAGUCUGAUGCUUAAAGGUGAAAUCAACCAGAAAUUAAAGUGGUAUUUUAAACUGUUUGACCAGGACGGCAAUGGAAAAAUUGACAAAGAAGAACUGGAGACGAUAUUCACGGCCAUACAGGACAUCACGCAAAAUCGCAGCAUUGUACCAGAAGAAAUAGUAGCACUUAUCUUCGAAAAAAUUGAUGUCAGUGGAGAAGGUGAAUUAACACUUGAAGAAUUCAUUGAAGGAGCCAGAGGGCACCCAGACAUAAUGGAGAUGCUGAAGAAAAUAAUGGACCUGACUCCAGUGCUAGAGAUUAUUGUUGAAGGGCGACAGAAACCAGACAACUGUGAACAAGGCCAGACAAGCACUUAAGUUCAAUUUAAUCCUGGACACACAGCAGCUCAGUAACACUUUAAACCUCUCUGACAGCACAAUGCAGUACAGUACAGAAAUGGUACCGACACACCAGAAACAUGAUGGUAAUGUUUUCAGCAAUCUACUUUGUAUCAAACAAUGAUUCUAAGAACAGUAAAAACUAAAUCAUGUGUAAUAACAAAAUGACAAAACCUAGAACAUUCAAUUAAUAACAUGAAUUAUUAACUGCCAAUGACAACAAAGCACAAAUAGUUUAUUUAUUUAUUUAUUUUUUACUUUUGCGUCAGAAGUGAAUGACUUUAUUUACAUGCGCAUCAAAUUCCAUUUAAGGUCUAUAGCCGGGUUGCAGCCAUAUUCUGAAUACGACGUUUAUAUGCGUACAGGCAUCAGAAUAUUCCUGUGUACAUGGUUGUUGUAAGUAUGCCGAUCUACACAUGCACUUUUCUUUUUCCGCUGUUAUUUCUCGGGAGAUUCAAGAUGCUGCCGUUGCUACCCACUGUACCAUGCGGAUUGAGCAUGCGCAUAUAUCUCUUUUCAGUGGAUUUUCGGAAUAUGGUGUUUACAUCCAACAAAGUUCCGAUUAAAACAUAUUCCAGGGGUUGGGAAGGGUUAGGGCUAGGCUUAGUGCCACAUUGAAACGCAAUCACACUGAAGUCCAUUCACAGCCCUAAGCCAUAUGUGGAGCGUGUGGAGGGACCUCAAAACAUUUUCAUAUGAAGUAAUGCUACUUAGUUUCUUAUUUGUUUCAUCAUUCCUACUGCAUUGAACACUUAAUCAUCAAGACUUUCAGACUCAUUACUAUGGUACCUGUCAAAGGGUGGGAUAUAUUAGGCAGUGGGUGUAACACAUAACAAAAUAUGAGGCACGAUUAGAGUUUAAAUCAAACUUACUUACGAAUACAUAUAUGAAACACUUGCAUACACAUAUGUAAAUUACUCAUACGUACAUGUGUACUAUGGAAUCCUCAAACAAAUUCAUGUGAAUUGCUUGCACACACCAACAUUACACUCAUGCGUACAAAUUAGACAUAUACAUAUACGCUUAUAAAACACUCACGCAUACAUAUACUCUACAUGCACACAUACUAAUGCAAAGAAGGCAGACGGUGUGUGGGUGUAUGUUAGAAAAUCUCCCAGUAUUCUCACAGAGUUUCACUUUGCAGUGUAUUUUUGUAGGUUAGAUAGGUUUUGAAAGUAACAUGAAUGUAAAGUAAUUAGUAAUACUGAUUACAUUACAUUUUAUAUGUAGUAAUCAGAUUACAAUUUUAAAGUAGUAAUUAGUAAUCUGUAGUGGAUUACUUUUUUGAGUAAUUUACCAAACACUGGGCAGUAAGUCAACAGUCAGUUCUCAAAGUUGAUGUGUUGGAAGCAGAAAAAAUGGGCAAGUGUAAGGAUCUGAGCCAGUUUGACAAGGACCAAAUUGUGAUGGCUAGACGACUGGGCAGAACAUCUCCAAAACAGCAGGACUUGUGGUCCAAGGAAGGAUGAUGGACGCCCAAGACUCACUGAUGCGAGUGGGGAGUGAAGGCUAAAACCAUCUGGUCCAAACCCACAGAGGAGAUACUGUAGCACAAACUGAUGAAAAAGUUCAUGCUUAUGAUAGAAAGGUGUCAGAACACACAGUGCAUCACAGCUGGCUGUGUAUGGGGCUGUGUAGUUACAGACCAAUCAGACUGCCCAUGCUGACCCCUGUCCUCAGCCGAAAGCACCUACAAUGGGCACAAGAGCAUCAAACCUGGACCAUGGAGCAAUGGAAGACGGUAGUCUGGUGUGAGGAAUCACUUCAUGUGGACGGCCGGGUGCGUGUGCGUCGCUUACCUUUGGAAGAGAUGGCAGCACGAUGCACUCUGGGAAGAAGGCAAACUGACAGAGGCAUUGUGAUACCCAGGGCAAUGUUCCUGCUGGGAAACCUUGUGUCCUGGAUUUCAUGUGGAUGUUACUUUGACAUGUACCACCUAUCUAAACACAGAGGUGGGUAGUAAUGCGCUACAUUUACUUCAUUAAAUUUACUUGAGCAACUUUUUUUUAUGUACUUUCAAGACUAAGUUUAACUGACCAGAUUUAUACUCUUACUCAAGUUCAUUUUUAAUCACAGAAAUGUACUUUCACUUUGCUACAUUCAGUGGCAUUCCUCCAUUACUGUUAAAUAUUAAUGAAUAUAUGUUGUUUUAAUAAUUACUUUAUAUCAAGUAUAAUGAGGUCGAGAGUCUCUCGUUACACUGAAGUGGUCUGCAACAACUGCUCACUUUUUUAGCAGCUUAGUCUUGGAAAGGGGGAAGAAGUGAACGUGUCGAAGGAGGCAGGACACACACGUGCGUGCACACACACACACACACACAUUCUAACACUUUCUCUUCUGUUCUGUUCCAUAUUCUGUUGUCUUGUUUAUAUACAGAUGCUGACAAGUUUGUGUUGUCAACAUGCUGUGAAAAUAAAGAACGUCAACCGUUGAGAAAAUGUUUGGUUUUUGGGGUGUGUGUGUGAGAGAUCUGGUGUUGAAAAUUACUGGUUCUGUGGUAUUGUACCCAUCACAGGACUGGGAUAUCCUGCUUCAUCUUGAAUCCAGGUUUUAUAUCAUAUAAACAGGACAGACAGACUUUCUAGGAGAGGUGUGACUUACAGUUCUCCAUGUAGUCUGAGAUUCAGGACUUUCCCUUCAUUUUAAUCUGAUUUAACGUAACUACUAUCUAUCUUGCUACUUGAGUCAUCUCCUCCUUGGAUACUUUAUUACUCUUACUCAAGUAAGAAUUAACAUUAUUCAUUUUACUGUUACUUGAGUAAUUAUUUUUAUAAGUAAUUUUACUAGUACUUGAGUAAAAUGUUUGGCUAUCUACCAACCUCUACCUAAACAUUGUUGCAACGGUAUUCCCUAAUGGCAGUGGCCUCUUUCAGCAGCAUAAUGUGCACUGCCAAACGUUGCAACUUAUAGAAUUUAAGGAUCUGCUGCUAACGUCUUGGUACCAGAUACCACAGCACACCUUCAAAAGGUCUUGUGUUGACAGGUCAGAGCUGUUUUGGUGUCAAAAGGGGGACCUACACAAUAUUAGGCAGGUGGUUUUAAUGUUAUGGCUGGUUUGUAUGGUGGUGUGAUUAAUUAAUAGUUCAAACUUGAAUUAAUGAAAUAAAUGACAUUUACAUUACAUUUGUAGAAUUGUAAAAAUGAUCAGAUACAAAUAACUUUUUUUUUUUUCAAUAUGUUUUAUGACCACAUUCGAUCACAAAUAAGGGCUUUUCAACUGUAAUUGCUGAUGACAUUAUAAUACACGUAUAUAUUUUAUUUUCAUUCUGUAAACACUGAGCGUUAAUCAGAAAUCAUUUUUGUGUACUCUUUGCAAAUCAAGUGAAG
Molecule: messenger RNA, 3939 nt
Organism: Ictalurus punctatus (channel catfish)
Lineage: Eukaryota; Metazoa; Chordata; Actinopteri; Siluriformes; Ictaluridae
Gene: guca1d
Product: guanylate cyclase activator 1d
Exons: 4
Coding region: 1-591 (196 amino acids)
Molecular function (GO): calcium ion binding; calcium sensitive guanylate cyclase activator activity
Source: RefSeq, a predicted model, not a curated record